This is a messenger RNA of Fusarium redolens, 1665 nucleotides long. RefSeq names its product phosphoglycerate kinase. The transcript has 3 exons. Lineage: Eukaryota; Fungi; Ascomycota; Sordariomycetes; Hypocreales; Nectriaceae. Gene Ontology annotation, cellular component: cytosol. Gene Ontology annotation, biological process: glycolytic process; gluconeogenesis. The record is from RefSeq and is a predicted model, not a curated record. The coding region runs from base 121 to 1377 and encodes 418 amino acids. Gene Ontology annotation, molecular function: phosphoglycerate kinase activity; ATP binding; ADP binding.
AGCAUUAGCAGUAUUAUUUACUACCUGACGCUCCCCUCCAUAAACUCUCUUCUUCCCUCCUUCUCCUCGACAUCACCUUUUGACCUACAACCUCAUUCACUCGUACCUCGCAUCGAAAUCAUGUCGCUGUCUAACAAGCUCUCCAUCACUGACGUUGACGUCAAGGGCAAGAGGGUCCUCAUUCGAGUCGACUUCAACGUCCCUCUCGAUGCCGACAAGAACAUCACCAACAACCAGCGAAUUGUCGGUGCCCUCCCCACCAUCAAGUACGCCCUCGAGAAUGGCGCCAAGUCCGUCAUCUUGAUGUCCCAUCUCGGACGCCCCAACGGCUCCCCCAACGAGAAGUACUCCCUCAAGCCCGUUGUCCCCGAGCUUGAGAAGCUUCUCGGCAAGAAGGUCACCUUCGCUCCUGACUGUGUCGGUCCCGAGGUUGAGGAGAUCGUCAACAAGGCUGAGGAUGGCGCCGUCAUUCUCCUCGAGAACCUCCGAUUCCACAUUGAGGAGGAGGGCUCUUCCAAGGAUAAGGAGGGUAACAAGACCAAGGCCGACAAGGCUCAGGUUGAGGCUUUCCGAAAGGGUCUGACUGCCCUUGGUGAUGUCUACAUCAACGACGCUUUCGGCACUGCUCACCGUGCUCACUCUUCCAUGGUUGGUGUCGACCUCCCCCAGAAGGCCUCCGGUUUCCUCGUCAAGAAGGAGCUCGAGUACUUCGCCAAGGCUCUCGAGGAGCCUCAGCGCCCCUUCCUCGCCAUCCUCGGUGGUGCCAAGGUCUCCGACAAGAUCCAGCUCAUCGACAACCUCCUUGACAAGGUCAACACCCUGAUCAUCUGCGGUGGUAUGGCCUUCACCUUCAAGAAGACCCUCGAGGGUGUCUCCAUCGGUAACUCUCUCUUCGACGAGGCUGGCUCCAAGACCGUCGGCAACCUCGUUGAGAAGGCCAAGGCCAAGGGCGUCAAGCUCGUCCUCCCUGUUGACUACAUCACCGCCGACAAGUUCGACAAGGACGCCAACACUGGCUACGCCACCGACAAGGACGGUAUUCCCGACGGCUGGCAGGGUCUUGACUGCGGCGAGGAGUCCGUCAAGCUCUACAAGGAGGCCAUCGCCGAGGCCAAGACCAUCCUCUGGAACGGUCCCGCCGGUGUCUUCGAGUUCGAGAAGUUCGCCAGCGGCACCAAGGCCACCCUCGACGCCGUAGUCGACGCUGUCCAGAAGGACGGCAAGAUUGUCAUCAUCGGAGGUGGUGACACCGCCACCGUCGCCAAGAAGUACGGCGUCGAGGACAAGCUCAGCCAUGUCUCCACCGGCGGUGGUGCCAGCUUGGAGCUCCUCGAGGGCAAGGAGCUGCCCGGUGUUACCGCUCUGUCGAGUAAGUAAAUAAUAUCCACACCUGUUGGAGUACGAUGUAUAUGAACCUGUUGAUGACGGGCUAUGAAAAUGGAAAAAGGUCGGGCGGGAAGGGCUAGUCUGUAGCAAAGACUGAACAGAUCAAAUAAUUAAAUACCAAAUACCAAUAGAGGCGCGAAAGCGCUAUAAAAACAUUACCUACGCUUGAAGCUAUAAAAUUGCAAUUUGUGCACUAGUGACAGGACUUUUGAUUGUGGAAUCUGGAACUGUUGCGGAUGCAGAUGCUAUUGUGAACGUUGAAAUGCCCCAAAAUCGCCC